AUGAGUGCCAAAAAAAUAUGUGUUGAGAAAGACCAACGAACCUCUGAUGAUGAUGACAAGGAUCAAAAAGUUGUCAUCGAUUCACUGGAUUACGACGCAUUAUCACAAAUCUUCAUGUUGCUGCCAGUACCAGAAAGGAUAGACAUGGAAAAAGUUUGUGUCAAAUGGAAAGAUGCAUGUCAACGAGCUUGGUAUGACACUAAAAAAUACAAAUGUGAAUCAUCAAUUGGACGUUCAUAUAAUAACCCUGAAAUUCCUCUUAAAGGAUGGAUAAACUGUCAAAAAUUACAAUAUCUUGGUAUUGGUUGUGAUAUAUCGCCUGAGUUAGCAAAUACAAUCGUUGAAUAUUGCAAGAAUUUGAAAAAUUUGAGAAUACAUACUCGUCAACACAUCAAUAAUACUGCUUUAAAAAAGUUAACGGAGCUGGAAAAUCUUGAAUGUUUAAUUUUGCUUGGUCGUUUUAUGCUCGAAGAGGAAUCAAUAAUCGCAAUUUCAAACAAUUGUAAAAAACUUAAAUGUUUAGAAAUUGCUUCUGGUUCUAUUUAUGGCGACUUUCUUUCUUAUCCAUCUGUUAUUGAUGAGAUAUCAAAACUGCAAUAUCUUGAACAUUUAAAAUUGCGUAUAGGAAGAUAUCUCGAAGAUAGUACAAUUAUUGCCAUUGCUGAUAAUUGUAAAAACCUAAAAAGUUUAGACAUUCCAGGUUGCUGUGCUAUUACUGAAAAAGCUCUCGUUGCUUUAACAAAGUUGGAAAAUUUACAAAAACUAGUUGUUAGCAUGCUUAAUAUUACUGACAGCUUCAUUAGUAAAUUAAAAGGAUUAAAAGAAUUGCACUGUGCUCGUUGCAAGAAUCUUACCGAUACUGGUAUCAUUCAAUGUAUAAAAAAUAACCCAGAUCUUACAAAGCUCAAUGUCGUUGUCUGUGUCAAAUGGAAAGAGGCAUGUCAACUAUCUUGUCUUGAAUGUGAAUUUGACGACAAUUUAUUAAUUUAUAAGGCUGAUCACUUUGUUCAAGCAUUUACACAGUUGGAUAAAUUAAGAUGCAUAAAAAUAACAGUGAAUAAUAAGUCCUAUUUUGAAACAGUUAAUUUAUCUGAAAUAAUUAAUAGUCUUCCAGAAGAAAUUCAAGAAAUUCAUUUAUUUUUAGAAUCUCGGUGGACACAAAAAGGAACAGUUCCUAUGUCUUUUAAAAAAUUUAAAAAACUUCAACAAUUGACAGUACAUGGCCUCUGUUUAGAUAACAUUUUUCAAGAAAUUGCAGAAAAAACUACACUUGUUUAUCUUAACAUUCAACUGUAUAAUAUACACAAAAGGUUUUUUUUAUUUGAUAAACUCGUUAAUUUGGAACAUAUUGACUUAAGGCUGUACGUGUACCCUAGAAGACCAUAUGAAGCUGACGCUGACAAAGUACUGUAUACUAUUUUUUGUACAUGCAAAAAUCUAAAACAUCUUGAUAUCGCACAUGGUCCUUAUGAUAUAGCUAAAAUUCCUCUCAAAAAAUGGAUAAACUUUCAAAACUUACAAUAUCUUGCUACUUCUUGUGAUAUGACGCCUGACUUAGCAAAUACAAUCGUUAAAUAUUGCAAGAAUUUAAAAGACUUGAGGAUACAUAGUCUUUCUCACAUUAUGGAUGAAACUGCUUUAAAAAAGUUAACAGAGCUGGAAAAUCUUGAAUGCUUAUCAUUGCUUAGUGGCGUUACACUUAAAGAGGAAUCAAUAGUCGCAAUUUCAAACAAUUGUAAAAAGAUUAAAUGUUUGGAAAUUUCUCAUGGUUCUAUUUAUGAUGACCGGCCUUCUUUCCCCCUCCGUUUAGACAAGAUAAGCAAUCAAGAAAUAGCAGAAAAAACAACACUUGUUCAUCUUAACUUUCAACUGUAUGAUAUAGACGUAAGGUGUUUUUCAUUUGAUAAACUUGUUAAUUUGGAACAUAUUGAUCUAACGCUGCACAUAGACACUGAUGGAAGAUUGUAUGAAGCUGACACUGACAAAGUACUCAAUACUAUUUUUUCUACAUGCAAAAAUCUAAAACAUCUUGAUAUUGCACGUUGUUCUUAUGAUGUAGCUCAAAUCCCUCUUGAAAAAUGGAUAAACUUAAAAAACUUACAGUAUCUUGCUAUUUCUUGUACUAUGAUGCCUAAAUUAGCGAAUACAAUUGUUGAAAAUUGCAAGAAUUUGAAAGACUUGAGGAUACAUAAUCUUAAUCGAAUUAUGAAUAAUGCUGCAUUGAAAAAGUUGACAGAGUUGGAAAAUCUUGAAUGUUUAUCAUUGCUUGAUUGCAUUGAGCUCAGUAAGGAAUCAAUAAUUGCAAUUUCAAACAAUUGUAAAAAACUUAAACGUUUAGAAAUUCCUUUUGGUUCUAUUUAUGAUGACCCUCCUUCUUCCCCGUAUGUUUUUAAUGAGAUAUCAAAGUUACAAUAUCUUGAACAUUUAGAAUUGUGGAUGGGAGAAUAUCUUAAAAAUGGUACAAUUAUUGCUAUUGCUAAUAAAUGUAAAAACCUAAAAAGUUUAGAAAUUCGAGGUUGCAGAGCUAUCACUGAAGUAGCUCUCGUUGCUUUAACAAAGUUGGGAAAUUUACAAAAACUAGAUAAUUUACUUAAAAUGGAUGCCAAAAGAAUAUGUGUUGAGAAAGACCAACAAACCUCUGAUAAUGAUGACAAGGAUCAAAAAGUUGAUAUCAAUUCACUAGAUUACGACUCAUUAGCACAAAUCUUCAUGUUGCUGCCAAUACCAGAAAGGAUAAACAUGGAAGAAGACUUGAGGAUAGAUAGUCUUCAUCGAAUUAUGAAUGAUGCUGCUUUGAAAAAGUUAACAGAGCUGGAAAAUCUUGAAUGUUUAAUGUUGCUUGGUAUCGUUAAGCUCAAAGAGGAAUCAAUAAUUGCAAUUUCAAACAAUUGUAAAAAACUUAUACGUUUAGAAAUAUCUUCUGGUUCUAUUUAUGAUGGCCCUCCUUCUUCCCCGUCUGUUCUUGAUGAGAUAUCAAAGUUACAAUAUCUUGAACAUUUAAAAUUGUAUAUGGGAAAAUAUCUUGAAGAUAGUACAAUUAUUGCCAUUGCUGAUAAUUGUAAAAACCUAAAAAGUUUAGAAAUCCGAGGUUGCAGUGCUGUUACUGAAACAGCUCUCGUUGCUUUAACAAAGUUGGAAAAUUUACAAAAACUAGACAGUUCUGCAUAA
Messenger RNA from Aphidius gifuensis, 3168 nucleotides. RefSeq lists its product as uncharacterized. The transcript has 10 exons. Gene Ontology annotation, cellular component: SCF ubiquitin ligase complex. The coding region runs from base 1 to 3168 and encodes 1055 amino acids. Lineage: Eukaryota; Metazoa; Arthropoda; Insecta; Hymenoptera; Braconidae. Gene Ontology annotation, biological process: SCF-dependent proteasomal ubiquitin-dependent protein catabolic process. The record is from RefSeq and is a predicted model, not a curated record.